Messenger RNA from Andrographis paniculata, 1652 nucleotides. Its product is annotated as protein HESO1. Lineage: Eukaryota; Viridiplantae; Streptophyta; Magnoliopsida; Lamiales; Acanthaceae. The record is from RefSeq and is a predicted model, not a curated record. Bases 225 to 1469 code for a protein of 414 amino acids. The transcript has 9 exons. Gene Ontology annotation, molecular function: RNA uridylyltransferase activity.
UUCCUUUCCCGCUUUCUCUGAGUCUCUGUCUCUGUCUCUGCCUCAGCAUCUCACAGAGCCAUGGCGCAAUUUAGGAAUGGAAACCCUAAUUUUUGAGCAAUGCAAUCCUACCCGAGGUCCUUCCAUGGUUCUCGUAUUAGCCUCAAUCAGUGUUGAUCGGAUGCUAUUCGGAAGGGGAUGUUAUGUCAUUUGAGGGCAUGUGACUUCAGUGAGGGCCACUGAAAAUGAAUGGUUUUAACCCAUUGGAGCUCACUGUGAAGAAUAUUCUUCAAAUGAUUAAUCCAUUGAACGAGCAUUGGGCAGUCAGAUUCCAUAUUAUCAAUGAAGUUAGAGCUAUUGUUGCAUCAAUUGAAAGUUUGAGAGGUGCAACUGUGGAACCAUUUGGAUCGUUUGUGUCCAAUUUCUUCACAAAAUGGGGAGACUUGGAUAUAUCAAUUGAGCUGCAAAAUGGGUCAUACAUCUCAUCUCCUGGAAGAAAGCAAAAGCAGAAGUUACUAGGUGAUGUUUUGUCGGCUUUGAGGGACAAAGGUGGAUUUCGCAAGGUACAAUUCAUCAUCAAUGCUAGGGUCCCUAUUCUGAAGUUUGAGAGCAGAUGCAUCUCGUGUGACAUCUCCAUUAACAAUUUAAGUGGUCAGAUGAAAUCGAAAAUGUUAUUCUGGGUUAAUGAGAUUGAUGGGCGCUUCCGUGAUUUGGUUUUACUGGUGAAGGAGUGGGCCAAAAAUCACCAUAUUAAUGAUUCGAAAUCUGGAAGUUUGAACUCAUAUUCUCUGAGUUUGCUGGUGGUUUUCCAUCUUCAGACAGUGAAACCUGCAAUACUACCGCCGUUUCGAGAUGUAUAUCCUGGAAAUAUGAUCGAUGAUCUUACAGGUGUGAGGACUGUUGCAGAAAAACAUAUCGAAGAUGCUUGUGCUGUAAACAUAAACAAAAUUAAGUCGGAACGGAGGGCAAACCUUAACCAAAGUUCUUUGUCUGAGCUCUUCCUUUCUUUCCUUGCUAAGUUUGCUGAGAUCUGUUCAAAUGCUUCCACACACGGCAUUAGCCCGUACUCGGGACAAAUGGAGGAAAUCAACAGCAACAUGAGAUGGCUUCCUAAAACCUAUGCGCUAUUCGUUGAAGAUCCUUUCGAGCAGCCAGCAAAUACGGCAAGGACGGUUAGCAGCAAGCAAUUAAUAAAGAUAUCGGAAGCGAUUCAGGAGACGUAUGGAGUACUCGUCCACCCGAACCAAAAUCCAGGUUCUCUCCUAUCGGUUAUGGCCGGGCCGCAUAUAUUUCCGAGAACACCGUUUCCAGCCACGGCGAGCCGGCAAUCUUCAUCAUGGCGACACGGUCCCAACAAAAACCCCGAGAGAAGAAAGCAAACAUCCUCGGAGACACAGCCGGCAGCUCAGAAACACCCGAAUGGGCAAAAACAACAAGUGUGGAGGCCGAGAUCCGGGAAGAAACUCGACGAACUUGGUUCUGAAGGCUAAAUCCAUCCAGAGAUUCUAACGACCUGUCGUUUGCGACAAAAAGGACCAUUUCCAGCAGAGCGAUGAACACAUGUUCUUCAACGUUGUACGUCGCCCAACAAUUUGAUAUUUAUUUACUCGAUCAAUUGAUCGAUCGCCAGUGAAGGACAGUAAUUUUUGAAAGGAUUUGGGACUGUUCUUGCA